GCAAAAUGGAUAAACUUUUAUAAAAUAAUCUAUAUAAAAUCAAUGUUAUUAUGUUAUAAAAGCAAUAUGUUUUGUUAUGGUUAAGCUUAUAUCCAAAAUGGAUGUUCUAUAACUAAUUGAAAAUAAAUGAAUCAAAUAUUUGAUAUACUGAUGAAACAAACUCUUAUUUGGUCUAAAUUGACGUUUUUAUUGUCAUUACUCAUUUCUUUACUACUUAUACAAAUAUCAGUAGCAUCAAACAGUGAAUCAAAACACUAUCUUUUAAUACACGGUCCAAUGCAUACGAAUGUUCAGAUUAACUCAACUGUACUAUUGAGAUGUCGUGUUCAACUUCAGAUUCAAAAUGAUCUUAAAGAAAAUCACUACAAAAUAUUUCAGAAUAGUAAAUUGAAUAAUGAGGGAUACUUUUCAGAUGUUUCUUCAUCAUCAUCUGCCGUACCGGGAGCAGUUUGGCAAGUUAUCAAUCCAUAUUUAUUGUCAGAUAAGUUGAAAAUCAUUGUUCAAUGGAUGAAAGAUGGAUUUGGUUAUGAUCAAGAUACAUUGAGACAAACAUUUAAUGGAAGGUAUACAUUGGUUGAAUCUGAGGAAAAAGAUGUAUAUGAUUUAAUGAUUAAAAAUAUUCGUUUUGAAGAUGAAGGUGAAUAUGCUUGUCAAGCUAGAUUGGUAAAAAAGGCAAAUUCUCAACAUAAACCAUAUUAUUUAUAUCAAUUUGUUAAUCAAUCAAAAUUUUAUCGAAAAUCAAUAAAAUCGAAUAUGACCAAUCACUUUGAUUCAUCAAUACAUGAUUUAUUUAAUUUACCAAUGAGUUUAAUUAAAAGUAAUACCGCAUACUUAAAUGUUAUUGGUGUAAAUCUACUUGCUCCUUUUAAAGUAACACAUGCUGUGUGA
Molecule: messenger RNA, 888 nt
Organism: Schistosoma haematobium
Lineage: Eukaryota; Metazoa; Platyhelminthes; Trematoda; Strigeidida; Schistosomatidae
Exons: 4
Coding region: 127-888 (253 amino acids)
Source: RefSeq, a predicted model, not a curated record